AUGGCUGACCCUGCCCAAAGUGCCGCGACCCCAGUGCCUGAGGAGGACGACUUUGAACUGUUUGGUCCGAGUCCUGGAGAGGCGAGUCAGCCGUCGAACCCAGGACCUCAGCCUGUCCCGACUGUUGGACCGCAGCAGGCACCGCAGCCAGUGCCACAGCAAGCACCGGUUCCACCUGCAGUGACGACGACAGUUGGUUUGGACCCACAGCUGCAGCAGUUGAUGCUGAAUAUGAUGCAGAUGCAACAGCAGACGCUCCAGGUCAUGAUGGCAAGGAUGGACGCAGAUGAGAGAAGAAGGCGAGAAGCUGAGGCUGCCUCUGCAGCUGUAGCGGACCCCUUUGGUUCGACGCUGGAAGUCCGUCAGCUAAAGCUACUGCUCCUCCACCUCCAGCGAAGCAACAGAGCUGAGAAGUACCUCCCUGCUUUGCCCACCAUCGACGCUCCAUCGAUGGGGAAAGGGCGUGUGAAAGAGCUGGAAGAGUACCACCGUUGGUGUGAAGUCUUGGCGUCAUGGUUGGCGCUCAUAGACGACAACUACGUCAACGAGUUGCGCCAAGCAAUGGUGCACAACAGGGAGAUCAAGCAGUCAGAGAUGUCUGCUCCUGUGGCUUCGAGGUCUGCUCGGUUGUUUUACUACCUUCAACAGAGUUUGCAGAAGUUUGAGAGAGGCAUGGAGCUUGUGAGAAGCACGUCCAUGCGGCAAGCUCAAGCUGCUUGUGGGUACGAAGUCAUGCGGCAAAUGCAUGCGACUUUCAGCAUUGUCUCAAGAAUGGAGGCAAUUGCAGUGAGAGAUGAGGCCCUGAAGUUGCCUGCCAGAGCCCGAACCUACAAGAGGGGCAUGCGCCCAGGGAAAGCAGUGAAGAAUGAGCCCAAUGAUGCUGAGCCCCCACGUCUCACCAUGACGGAUAAGGAAGUAGAGAAGCUGAACCAGUCCUCUUCGAGGAACAGUCACUUUGCGUGGCUUGUUGAUAGUGGAGCCACGUGCCACGUGUUGUCUGUUGCUUCUUUGUCGUUUUACGAAGUCGUGAAGGAGCAUUCGGGACCGCUGCCUGUCUUGAUGAGUGCUAGCGACACCGAGAUGGAAUGCCUCGGGUUGGUCGAUAUCCGUGUGAAGUUUGGGAGGCUAGGGCCUGUAGUGCUUCAGAAGGUCCUGGUUUGUCAGAUUGGUUUCAAUGUGAUCAGUUCUUGGCAGGCGUCGCUUUCGGGUUGGUGUUCUUGGUUCACUGCCACACCCGGAGAGAGUUGCUUGAUGAAGCAGAAUGGGAAGGGUUCCUGGGUUUGGGUUCCCUUAGAGACGGAAGCCAGGAGCUGGUGGGCAAUGGCCCAGGAGAUCGGCCCCGCGAGAGCUAAGGCGAAAGCGAAGUCCAAAGCAGGAGUGCCCAAAGGUACCCCACCGAAGUUUGGGAAAGAAGACGACGACACGGGAGAUGCAAUGGAAGUGGACCGCGCCAAGGAGAAGGCGCAUCCGAACAAGCAUCCGCAGAGAGCCUUGGAAGUGACUCCUUUCAAGUUCUUGUUGCGAGAAGGAGCCGGCCCAGAUGAUGGUUAUGUCCGAGAGAUGGCAAGAUCUCAGAGCGAUGCAGACAGCGGCAUCCAGCAGGCGACAGCAGUUGGUGCAGAAGCUGCAGCCGAAGAACUAGUGGCAAUGAACAGAUGCGAUUCGAAGGAAUUGCUCCACCGGGGAUUUCACUCCCUAACUUCUCCGGCCUUGCCUUCUGGAGAACCUCCCGCUCCCACCCAGGAGGGCAACGAGGCCGACGAUUGGGGGAAAUGGAAGGCGGUGCCAGGCCCUCCUGCGAGCCCGCCUCCACCGGGGACGCCUGUGGUGCCGCCUGGACCCCCGACGCCGCCCGAGACACCACCGGAGACUCCUCGGGAGAAGAAGAAGAAGGACAAGAAGAAGGAGAAGAAGAAAGGCUCCAAGGAGCGCCGUGCACGAGAAAAGGACCAGGUCGCCGAGGACAAAAAGGACCACAACGAGGGCGAGAGAGACCAGGCCGCCGAAGGAGUGGCUUUGCUGAGGGAGCAAGAGCUCAAGAUGGUUGCCGCCAGCAAGAACUUGGCGGAGAAGGAGCGAGCGUCGGCAGCGGCGAAGGCAGCCGCCAAUGUGGCUGUCGAGAAGUGGACGCCCCAACAGAGGGCACGCAAGGAGGCAGAGCUCCAAGCAGCCCUGCUUGCUCAGGAGCAAGCCGCUGCUACAGUUCGUUUGCUUACUUUGGAGUUACAACUUGGGGAUGCCCUUGGUGCCCCCGAGAGUUCAGCGGCCCCCGAGGGAGCCGUAGAGUCUGGGACUCCUCCGGAGUUACCAGCCAGCAGGCGGAUCAGCCUGUCGUCUUCGAGUGUGGAAGCUAUCACUCCUCCAGGAACGCCUCCGACAACGCCGGUGUCGCCUGGAUCUGCGGUUCCAAAGACACCCCAACGAUCACCUUUGGUGAAAGCGAUGCCCAAGGUUCCGGAGAGCCCUGCUUCUCAAGCUGCUGUGAGCCUUGUUGCUCCAGCUGCUGCGGGGCCUGUUGCUCAAGCUGCUGCAAGGCCUGCGGUUCGAGUUGCUUUGAGGCCGCCGGUCCGAGCUGUUCAAGUGAAGGCGAUGCCCAAGGUGGGGCAGGUGCCGGAUGUUGGGCACAUGGGACCUCCAGCGCCGCCGAUGGUUGGGCCAAUGGGCCCUGUACCACAAGCACCGCAGGUUGUUGGGAAGAUGCACAUGUUCCCGCCGGCGCCGCCCUUCUUGGGGUACAUGGGACCAGUGCCUCCAGCACCACCGCCAGGAUACCGAGGCAUUUUCAAUCCGUGGUCCACCGGGCCGUUGCGCCAGGUGUUUGGAGCUGUGGGCCAGCAUGUGACGCCCAUCACUCCGAGUGCCGUCAAAAGCACCACGGCCAACAGCAAGGGCAACUCUAGCCCCUACGCCAAAGAAGAGAGAUCGAUCACCUUCGAUCUGAGGCGGCCCGUCAUCCUCAAAGUGAGCUCUUCUGUGUCUUCCCCGAAAAAGGUGCAAGAGUGCGGUUUGUCUCCUCCUGAAGACCUUGAGGUUCCAGUAUACAUUACUUCAGAGCGUUUGCGAGCGCACCGGAACAAAGGGCAUCAGCCCUAUCUGAGUUUCUGUGAUGUGUGCCAGUCGGCACGUGGUCGUGUGCCAGCACGACGCAAGAACAUGAAGAGCCACUAUGCGCCGGGAGAGCUUCAAGUAGAUUUUGGCUUCUUCGGUCGAAAUGUUCGGUUUCUGUUGAUCGUUCACGUCCUGUCGGGAUACUUGAGUACUGUUGUUUUGGGUCCUGAGGACCCGGUGCCUGUACCAGCCGUUUGCAAGGCUCUUUCUGAGAUGGGCCUCAACGGGCUGGACAUUGUGGUCCACGGUGACCAAGAAAACCUCCUGGAGAGUGUGUUCCGGGAUUCUGCGAAGCAUAGGACGUUUGUAGGACGGUCCAUGCAUUGGGUUCCGUUUGCAGUGAACAGGCCCCAGGCAAAAGGCAUUGUUGAGCGUAACGUUUGCCUCGUGAAAGAAGCGUUUUGGUCUGUUUGGCUAGGACUGGAAGAGCGUGUAGGAGGGCAGCUGCCGUUAGGGAGCUACUUGUUUAUUGAAGCCAUGCGGUAUGCUGUUAGGAUGCAUAACUUGUUUCAUGUGUCCAAGGAACAAAGCACGCCUCUGGAACGCCUCAGGGGCUCUACAGUCCAAGCUGUGAGGAGUUGUGAGUUUGGGGUGGUAGGCUUUGGAAAGCCACAAAAGGACUAUCCGGAGCAUCGAGGAAAGCGCCUAGUGAGGGCGAUUUACGUUGGGCCCCAUGGCGCCAACGGCUCUGGGAUACGUGUCUUUGUUCCCUUAGGAGAUGGGAAGCCGCCUCGUUUGGAGAUUUUCAGCUCGUUUCGUGCCCGGGACCCGGUAGAGUUUGACAAAGCAGUGCUAGACCAACUGAAAGGAAACCGGGAGGACCCCGAGCGACCCAUCAAGUUUGAUGUGCCUCUGGAUGCACCUCAGCCCUCAGCCUCCUCCUGA
This is a messenger RNA of Symbiodinium sp. CCMP2592, 3993 nucleotides long. NCBI's taxonomy places the organism in Eukaryota, Dinophyceae, Suessiales, Symbiodiniaceae. The record is from the annotation of a GenBank genome assembly.